AUGCUGACGAUAUUGCGGAAGGAGGCCAAACGGGCUGCAGAUGAGCUCACGUUCAAGUCGAGUGUGGAGAUGUCGCGUGUUGGGUUGACGCCCACUCACGGUGGGGAUGCUCAUGCUACUGAAGGAGUUGGAGGAGGAGGAGGAGGAGGAGGAGGAGGAGGAGGAGGAGGAGGAGGAGGAGGAGGGGGGGGUGGGGAGGAGGAGGAGGAGGAGGAGGAGGAGGAGGAGGAGGAGGAGGAGGAGGGGGAGGAGGAGGUCGCGGUGCGGGUGUCGCAAGGGCUACUUCCGGGAAGAGUAUUUGACGUCUCACUGCUACUUUGA
This is a messenger RNA of Closterium sp. Naga37s-1, 321 nucleotides long. NCBI's taxonomy places the organism in Eukaryota, Viridiplantae, Streptophyta, Zygnematophyceae, Desmidiales, Closteriaceae. The record is from the annotation of a GenBank genome assembly.